Molecule: messenger RNA, 1185 nt
Organism: Thyridium curvatum
Lineage: Eukaryota; Fungi; Ascomycota; Sordariomycetes; Thyridiales; Thyridiaceae
Exons: 2
Coding region: 1-1185 (394 amino acids)
Biological process (GO): protein phosphorylation
Molecular function (GO): protein kinase activity; ATP binding
Source: RefSeq, a predicted model, not a curated record
AUGGAUGACAGUGCAGAUGUCGGCUACUUUGUCGACUCAGAGGAUGAGGGGGAGCUGGAAGACGAGUGUGAACCUCUUAGUCGGUACCGCGAGGGACUCUACUAUCCUGUGUGCAUCGGCGAGGUCUUGAAUGGCAGAUAUCGGGUCUUGCACAAGCUCGGAUGGGGUGGGUUUUCCACGGUAUGGCUCGCUCGCGACCUCGAUCAGAGGACUGUGGCACUCAAGAUCAUGGUUGCCGAUGAACGUGGCGAUACGGAGCUGCCAAUACAAGCCAAAUUGAUCCAGAAAUUAGACGACACAUCUAGUCUCACCCUCUAUACUGCGGCUUUCCAGCUUCGUGGUGCCGACGAUCACCAUCACCUAUGCCUGGUGCUUCCAUUACGCGGUACCUCUUUAAGUGACUACCGUACAAGAGUACAGAAGCCAAUUACAGAACGCAUGUCUGUAGCGAGAACGGCUCUACAUGCCCUUGCUUCUGUGCAUAGUGUAGGGAUUAUACAUCGAGACCUCAAUCUUGGAGCUAUACUUUGGGAGCUACAGUCAAUUGAUCACUUAACGAAUGAAGACAUAUACCGUCUAUUCUGUAGGCCUCGCAAAAUGAAAAUAGGCGACCUAGGUUGGAAAUCGGGUGAGAUUGUACAAGGGAUGAAAGGCCUGUACCAUCUACUCGGCUCUUCAGCCUACCUCGGCGAUUUUGGCAUGUCAAUCCAUGCAGGCACCACGGUAGAAUAUACCGUCCAGGCUCCAAUGUCGUUUUGUGCCCCUGAGCGAUACCACGGCGCACAGCCAAGCUAUGCGAGCGAUUUAUGGAGCUAUAUAUGCAUCUUUGCUACUCUAUAUCUCAGUGUCGAGGUGGUCUGGGGUCAUGGUACCCUCUCUGUGGCCCGUAUGGUCGACGCCUUAGGCCCACUGCCUAAAGAGUGGAAGGGAUCCUAUUGCGGUCCCGGAGAGGCUGAGGAUUGGUGGUACGAUUGUACUGGUCUGUUACCACGCCCCAAAUACACUCACGAGACUCUUGAGCACAAGGUAGAUAGACUACGACCAGACAUUGGCCGGGAAGAAAGGAAGCUCGUAUUAUCGAUCCUGCAUCAAGGCUUUUCCUACCACCCAGAGCAGCGCCUUACUGCUACCAACUUGCUGGCCAGUCCAGAAUUCGUGGCGCUCAUGGGCAAGUAUGGCCUCUGA